AACUUUGACAGGCUGAUGAAAAAUGAACUUGUAAUUAUUUAAAUUUAUUUUUGAUUUUUGAUUUUUGAGUUUAGAGUCUUACUGUCCUGUUAUGUGUAGCCUACAUGAAUGAAUGACUGACUUUUGGUAAUAUUUUCAAAUAUGACAUUGGGUUUGUCGCAUGCUUCUUUGAUAAACAUUAAACAGACUUCCAGAUCAGAUAUUUGAUUCUAAAAACAUGAUGUCAAAUUCACUUAUAGAUUCACAUGACAAGUUCACUUUUAUUGAAAACACUCACAUAUCCUAAAGACAGGCACAUAUUUUUUUUUUAUACAACACCAUUUCCCAGAAACCAUCAGGCUGCUGCAGGUUAAAGUUCAGUUAAUUGUUGUUGACGUUCAAAGCAUCGUUUGAACUUCGACCACAUUUAACUGGGUCAGUUCAGCCACAUUUUAAUAAAACAAUAUUUUAGAGUAGUUCAGAGAACUGCCAUCCUGCUUGACAUCAUCUGAUUUCAUGAUCCUUCACAGAAGGAGAAUGUCUUCUCCAAGGUUGGGCGUGGUCAGAGACUCCAUGCUGAUCAAUCCUCGGAUUGUAAAGGCGCCUCUGGGUCAGUCCAGGUCCGUUGGCCUGUCAGUUCCUGGUCCAAAUUUCACUUACGGAACCAGCAGCUCGCACAGAGAUGGGGGUGUGGCUGAGGUUCUGUCUGGUUGGAGGGUUCAGCCGAAUCGUGGAGAUUCUGCACCUCAUCAAGCUGUAAUUCCAGACUUUGUGUCCCUGAACCGGGAUGCGGUAAAGUCCGGACUGGUGACGUCCAAAGAGCUGAGUCAGUACCGGGCUCAGAGGGGUGUCGCUUACAAUGCCCUAAAACCGAAAGAGAGCUUGGCUUCUCGGUGCCCGGUGGUGCCUGACAUCACAUUUGGAGUCCCAAACAGGCCUUCAUCCCCCCUGUCAGACCUUCUGUCUCAUCAGUAUGGUCACCGCUGGCUGGACAAGCAGCUAACCAGGAAUCAAAUCACCAACAACCAGCAGAAGCUGCAAAGGAUUAAAUCAAGUAGUUUUCAGGACAACAGGACUAGCCUGCUGAGGAGGAGCAGACCUCUGCCCGUGACACAGACUCCAUUCAAGCUAACUCGCUUCACACAGGUCGCUCCUGCUCUGGACACCUUCAGGGACCAGGAGGCUCGUCUCCAGGCAUUCAGGGCUCAUCAGUUAAACUCUGAGUCCAGGGGAAGAGCUCGGGAUCUGGGGACACACAGUCUGGACUUACCUGAGGAGGAUGCAGGCCAAACCAUUCUCAGAACAAGUCAAUGGGAAUCAAAAUAAAUAAGCCUCUUUUCACUUUAUGCUUUUCUUACAUACAUCUGCUUCAAUGAUUUAAACCUAAACAGCUUAAGAGAAUGGAGAAAGGGAAC
Messenger RNA from Labrus mixtus (cuckoo wrasse), 1394 nucleotides. It is a transcript of the gene cfap77, whose product is annotated as cilia and flagella associated protein 77. The coding region runs from base 496 to 1305 and encodes 269 amino acids. The record is from RefSeq and is a predicted model, not a curated record. NCBI's taxonomy places the organism in Eukaryota, Metazoa, Chordata, Actinopteri, Labriformes, Labridae. The transcript has 6 exons.